Messenger RNA from Salvelinus fontinalis (brook trout), 5595 nucleotides. Its product is annotated as ADP-ribosyl cyclase/cyclic ADP-ribose hydrolase 1-like. The transcript has 8 exons. Gene Ontology annotation, molecular function: phosphorus-oxygen lyase activity; NAD+ nucleosidase activity. Gene Ontology annotation, cellular component: plasma membrane. Lineage: Eukaryota; Metazoa; Chordata; Actinopteri; Salmoniformes; Salmonidae. Bases 210 to 1085 code for a protein of 291 amino acids. The record is from RefSeq and is a predicted model, not a curated record. Gene Ontology annotation, biological process: positive regulation of B cell proliferation.
ACUUAAUCACUGAGAUGCAGUACCGUGCCUCGCAGUAGAGGUAUUCGCGUGGUAACGUCGUAGCAAACUGUCCCUAAGGCCAACUCCGAAAAUAGAACUCAGAGCACUGACGGUGUUGAAGGCAAUAGGCUAUCCCACUGGCACAACACAAACAAAAACAAAACCACCUUUGAGUGCCGAUUUCACAGUUUACUUAACAAGGAGUAGCCAUGGAGCAUGAAGAAUUGCACCGUUUUGCAAGGAAAAAGCGAAGGACUCGCCUCUGCCUAAUCAUGGGUCUCUGUGCAGUACUUUCACUUGUCGUUAUCCUCGCUAUUUCUCUGGGAGUAGUGAACAGUCACGUACUGUCUAGUUCUAGCCCAUCGAGUGAAAGCCUAAAAAAAACGAUUAUUGACAAAUGUGAAGCAUUUAUACAGAACAACAAAUCUUCAAGUGCAAACAACUGUGAAAAGAUAUGGAGUGCAUUUCAGCAAGCAUUCGUGGGGAGGGACCCAUGUAAUGUACCGAUGGAGGCCUAUGACGCCCUUAUCCAUACUGUGAUCCAGGAUCCCGUCUGUAACAGGAUGUUGUUCUGGAGCAAAACAAAGAAAAUAGUGCAUGACUUCACAGAGAAGCGAGAUUGCUUCUUGACCCUCGAGGACACGCUACUCGGCUUCAUCAUGAAUGGACUGACCUGGUGUGGCAAGGAGGAGAGCAAUGAAACGUUCACCACAGGGUGCCCAGGCUGGACAGACUGUGUCAACAACACAGUUCGUUCAUUCUGGAAUCGGGCCUCAGCAGCAUUUGCAGAUGCCGCAUGUGGUGAUGUCACAGCCAUGCUGAAUGGAUCUAUUGCCACUCCUUUCAGCCCCACCAGUAUUUUUGCCACCAUUGAGGUGAAAAGGUUCAAAGCUGCCAAAAUUAAGAGCCUGAGUGUUGUCCUGGUGACCAAGGAGAAUAAGGGGACAACCUGUGAUGAUCCCUCCUUACAGGACCUACAGAAAGAGAUAGAUCCAAAACUCAAGUAUAAUUGCAAGGCGGUUCCUGAGUCUAAGAUCCAGUACUGCAUUUCCCACCCAGACACAGCUUGUGGCGCCUGCUGGUAAUACUGUCCAAUCAGCAGUGACCAAGGCGUGGUCGUCAAGAGUAUAAAUGGAUAUUAUUCCAUCAUGGAACCAUGAACUAAUAUUUGAAGUGUCAUCAAGCAGCCCCAGGCAUAGCUUCCAUUCGGCAUAGCUUCCAUUCUUUACAGAAGUUCUUACAAUUUAAUCAUUUCUAUAGUAUCUACUUUUAUCUUAAAUAACAAUUGCACCCUUUAGCAACCUAAUUUUCAUUAUCUCCAACACAAUAGAACAGCGAUGCCAUAGGGGAACCAUUUUCAUGGGAUGGUUCUUUGAAGAACCAUACAAAAAUUCAAAUCCAAAAAUGUUUCGUUCCUCUAGGACCAGAAUUUAAAAGCCCUGCUGUAGAUUUUUAAGCCUUAUUUGCAUAUUUCCCAGGGUGCCUUUCACAUUAACUUUAGAGUUACCCAUGAAUGUGUUUGCUAGUGACAGAGAGAUGGCUGUUAUAAUAAUUUAUUUUCAGUCCUGUGGCCUUCAACAACUGAGAUCCUAAGUCAGUGGUCACUAACCAGUCAGUCAUCAAAUGGUUAAUCUCCAAGGCAUUUCUAGUCGAUCCUGAUUUUUGCAUUGUGCUGUUGGUGGUAGGUGCAUCCGAUUCAGCUGCCCUGUGUGCCGGGUAGGUGGAGUGUUCCAAUUUAGCACCAUUUAUUGUGUCCAAAGGUACAAAUCCGACUUCCCGGCGGGCCCAGAGAGCAAAUGAAGCCUAACGCUGGCCAAUUGGAUUUCUCAGAUUUGUCUGCAGCAACAUGGCAGGUGUAAAAACAAAAUGCUACAGCGAAGUUGAUACUGUGAAAUUUCAAAACUUCAUGAAAUCAUGACUAGAGAGAGACUGUCAUCGAAUACAGCAAAUACAGUUGAAGUCGGAAGUUUACAUUCACUCAGGUUGGAGUCAUUAAAACUAAUUUUUCAACCACUCCACAAAUUUCUUCUUAACAAACUAUAGUUUUGGCAGUCGGUUAGGACAUCUACUUUGUGCAUGACACAAGUGAUUUUUCCAACAAUUGUUUCCAGACAGAUUAUUUCACUGCAUCACAAUUCCAGUGGGUCAGAAGUGUACAUACACUAUUUGACUGUGCCUUUAAACCGCUAGGAAAAUUCCAGAAAAUUAUGUCAUGGCUUUAGAAGCUUCUGAUAGGCUAAUUGACAUCAUUUGAGUCAAUUGGAGGUUUACCUGUGGAUGUAUUUCAAGGCCUACCUUCAAACUCAGUGCCUCUUUGCUUGACAUCAUGGGAAAAUCAUAAGAAAUCAGCCAACCUACAUUUUUUUAUUGUAGACCUCCACAAGUCUGGUUCAUCCUUGGGAGCAAUUUCCAAAUGCCUGAAGGUACUAUGCUCAUCUGUACAAACAAUAGUACGCAAGUAUAAACACCAUGGGACCAUGCAGCCGUCAUACCGCUCAGGAAGGAGACACGUUCUGUCUCCUAGAGAUGAACGUAAUUUGGUGCGAAAAGUGCAAAUCAAUCCCAGAACAACAGCAAAGGCCCUUGUGAAGAUGCUGGAGGAAACAGGUACAAAGUAUCUAUAUCCACGGUAAAACAAGUCCUAUAUCGACAUAACCUGAAAGACCGCUCAGCAAGGAAGAAGCCACUGCUCCAAACCGCCAUAAAAAGCCAGACUACGGUUUGCAGCUGCACAUGGGGACAAAGAUCCUACUUUUUGAAGAAAUGUUCUCUGGUCUGAUGAACCAAAAUUGAAAUGUUGGCCAUAAUGACCAUCGUUAUGUUUGGAGGAGAAAGGGGGAGGCUUGCAAGCCGAAAGAACACCAUCCCAACCGGGUAGCACAGGGGUGGCAGCAUCAUGUUAUGGGGGUGCUUUGCUGCAGGAGGGACUGGUGCACUUCACAAAAUUGAUGGCAUCAUGAGGAAAGAAAGUGAUGUGGAUAUAUUGAAGCAACAUCUCAAGACAUCAGUCAGGAAGUUAAUGCUUGGUCGCAAAUGGGUCUUCCAAAUGGAUAAUGACCCCAAGCAUACUUCCAAAGUUGUGGCAAAUGGCUUAAGGACAACAAAGUCAAGAUAUUGGAGUGGCUAUCACAAAGCCCUGACCUCAAUCCUAUAGAAAAUUUGUGGACAGAACAGAAAAAGUGUGUGCGAGCAAGGAGGCCUACAAACCUCACUCAGUUACUCCAGCUCUGUCAGGAGGAAUGGGCCAAAAUUCACCCAAUUUAUUGUGGGAAGUUUGUGGAAGGCUAACUGAAAAGUUUGACCCAAGUUAAACAAUUUAAAGGCAAUGCUACCAUACUAAUUGGGUGUAUGUAAACUUCUGACCCACUGUGAAUGUGAUGAAAGAAAUAAAAGCUGAAAUAAAUCAUUCUCUCUACUAUUAUUCUGACAUUUCAGAUUCUUAAAAUAAAGUGGUGAUCCUAACUGACCUAAGACAGGGAUUUUUUACUAGGAUUAAAUGUCAGGAAUUGUGAAAAACUGAGUUUAACUGUAUGUGGUGUAUGUAAACUUCUGACUUCAACUGUAGUUCAUGUUUAAGUUCUUACUCUGCACUGUCAACACUUUUUAUUCAACACUUUGGCUAUAUAAGCUAUAAAAUGCUCGUUCUUCUUACUUCCACUCGUGCUACAACCAGCACUGCAGCUGUAAUAAAUGAGUAGGAAAGUGUAUCGAUAGGCCUGCGUCGUUAUUAUUAGCGGCUUGGGUCUUUUUUAAUAUUGAGGAAUAUUUCACUUUCUCUGUUCGUAGGAGUAACAGCAUGAAUUUGUGCAUGAGGCUGAAAUAAUGCGGUCCAACUGGAGUUUCGCCAUCAACUGGGAGACGUGCCCCUUUUUGAUCAGUGUCAGUGGAGGAAAGGGUGUUAAGGAGCGCAGUUUGGCGGGUCAUGUUUUGGGGGACGCAUGACUCGACCGUCGCCUCUCCCGAGCAUUUUUGGAAGUUGCAGCUAUGAGACAAGAUCGUAAUUGGAUAUGACGAAAUUGGGGAGAAAAAGGGGGGUAAAAUACAAAUUCAAAAAAUUACAACUGAUCUAUUACCAGUGUGAUCAUAUAUCCUACCUAAAAAAAAAUAAUUGAAUUUUAAAAAAUGGUUUGAACAACAAUGAAUUGGCAGGGAAUGUCAAGCAAAGCCAAUAUGCAGUGAUAAUGUAUUGCUCAUUGCACUUUAGCUCAUUGCACAAACCUCAUUGCUCCAGUACUGCUUUUAAUAGGUUAAUGUUGCAUAGGCUUAUGUUUUUUAAGUCAUGUUCAAAACAAUCUGAGCAGUAGAUCUCAGCUUGCAUUUUGACUCAAAGUGAUCUUGACGUAGACUCCAAAGUCAAUAUUUUAAAUACAUUUUUUAUUCUUUAAGACAAUACGUAUUUCAUAGUGCCUUCUUUUGAGAGCCUAGUUUUACCCUAAUUCAGUGGCCUGAAACUCAUAGUUUACAGGCCACAUUAGGCCUGCAAGUCACAUUAUGCUGGCUUGCAAAGUGAUAUUUAAUUCCUAUUGGAUUCCAGUGGGGAUAUCCAACCUUUUUUUUAUCAUUCACCUUCAACCUGCAUUCAGAUUGACUGCCAGGUUUGGAAAGACUAAGAUAUGAGACUACCUUUAACAUCUACUGUAAAGUGGAACAACCAAGUCCAAGUAACAGACUGGAACAGUUUAGAAAAAACGUAUAAAUUGUUUUUGAGUAACAAAAUAUUAAUUCAUCGAUCAAUGUAAAUUAAAAAACAUAGAUGUUGUUACAAGAAAAGUAAAAAAAUCUACCUGCAAUAGAGAAUGCUGGGAAAUGUGAUAAUGAUGGGUGUGAUUUUGGUUGAACGCUGGUUAUUAACACCAACCCUGAGGUUCUUUUUUAUGUUAAUUUAACAAUUUACAGAGUUAAUUUAACUCUUGAAUCAACACUAGAAAUGUUACACUGAAAAAUCAACACUAGUUAACACUGGUCAAUUUUCACAUAUGUAGACUCUGGUGUGGUACUGGAGAUAAGGAAAAUGAGGUUGAAAAGUUAACUAGGGUUUGUAUUACCCUACAAAUGGACAGCCUAUUUAAAUUACAUAAACAAUCUUGUGAAUUAACUUUGUCAGUCAUAUCAAACUUUGUCAAUGCCAUACCUUUUGUAAAUGGAAUUGGGUGGUUAUAUUUCACCAUGUUAUAGCUAAUACAGCUAACAUAUACUAAAGUGGACCUGCAAUGUUGAUGAUUUAUUUCUAUUGGGUUUUAUUGGUUAGUUAUGUAGCUGGCAAUCUGAAAUGUAUUUCUCAACCCAUAAGAAGUUAUAAUAAUCUGAAUUUAACUUGAUUUUGUACGACAGAAAUUUGAACUAUCAAAAGGUGCAAGGAGAAGCACUUUUGUUUUCAUGAGAUUUGUAGCCUACUGUUUGCUUUAUUUAUUAAUCUGCUUUCCUAAAAUGCACUAGACGUGGGUGUUUGGAAAGUCUUUCGCGCUUCGUGGUUUUAAUAGUUAAUGGUGCUUUCUGCCUGUGUGGAGUUAUCCUGUCCUAUGUAGGUAUACAUAUUUGUGUGUUUGUAAAUGAACAAAUGCUGGAGAAGACUUUUAUUAAAGGAAGUUAACUCUU